Molecule: messenger RNA, 338 nt
Organism: Bactrocera oleae (olive fruit fly)
Lineage: Eukaryota; Metazoa; Arthropoda; Insecta; Diptera; Tephritidae
Source: RefSeq, a predicted model, not a curated record
CAAACGCGCUUGGGCUUCCGCUUCACUGCAACACGCCACCAGAUAGACUCAGCCACGCGCACUCAUUGCGAACAACGAAUUGGGUCGACGUGUCGGCAUGGUGCGCGACAUUUUUCUGUACAUUCUUUUAAUUGUUUUAUUUUGCCUGAUUUUCAUGGCGCAAUUACUGGUUAACGUUUACGCCUUUCAACGACAACCGCCCACCACGAAGUCAGAUCGCGCCGACAUUAGUUUUGUAUAAGCUACGAGCAGCACGUGACACAUGUGUUGCGCGGAGGUCGCGCGUUUGCAGAGAAUGGCGGCAGACGCCCUAGCCCGCGGCCAGUGGGCACAAACUG